This is a messenger RNA of Portunus trituberculatus (swimming crab), 7069 nucleotides long. Its product is annotated as monocyte to macrophage differentiation factor 2-like. NCBI's taxonomy places the organism in Eukaryota, Metazoa, Arthropoda, Malacostraca, Decapoda, Portunidae. Bases 410 to 1177 code for a protein of 255 amino acids. The transcript is spliced from 7 exons. The record is from RefSeq and is a predicted model, not a curated record. Gene Ontology annotation, cellular component: membrane. Gene Ontology annotation, molecular function: pore-forming activity.
AUGGCACGGGCCUGCUUUGAAAUGCAUUAUUGCAGUGUGUAAUAUAAGAAAGGAAGCAAGAGAGCCUCUGUUGCUUGCUUCCUUGGAUAAAGAGAUGCAAGAGGAGUGGGCGGGUGCCUUACUGGUCCAUCCGCGCAACAGCUGACAGGUGAGGUGAAGGUGAGGCAGGGCUGCUGGCGGGGCGGCGAGUAGGCGGGGUGAGGCUUUGGCAAACACCUGUACACCGCCACAUCUGCACGCUUCUCACAUCUCGCACCUUAUACUCGGCUAUGUGAGGCACGCUAUCUCUCCAAGUAUCCUACUGUACAGCCCAAUCCGGCCCUUGUCCCAGUCUCGCCGCCUCGCUCGAGAUGCCCACACCAACAACCUUGCCGCAGCAACAGUAGGACCCACACUCACAGCCGACAGGAUGGCCUGGAUGAACGGUGUGGCGGUGGGCCAGGCUGCCUAUCAGCCCACCAGUGUGGAGCACUGGGCCAAUAUGGUCACUCAUGGGCUAUUCGUGCUGCCGGCAAUCUAUGGAGCAGUGUUCAUGGUGACAGCUGCUCACUGUAGCCUCCACCAGCUGGCUGCUGCCAUUUAUGGCUUGGGGCUGGCUGGCCUCUUCAGUGUGUCUACCUUCUUCCAUAUUGUCUUCUAUCUUGGCUAUUACAAGAAACUGAAGGAGGUGCUCCACCGUGGUGAUCGGGCCAUGAUCUAUGUCUUCAUAGCCACAUCUUACACCCCUUGGCUCCUGCUUCGUCCUCUUCCUCAAGACUCCUGGACACUACAUCUAAGGUGGGGCAUCUGGGUGCUGGCAGUGGUGGGCAUCCUUUACCAGCAGAUGUUUCACGAGAGGUUCAAGAUGCUGGAGACUGUGUUCUACCUUGUGAUCGGCAUCAUGCCCUCCAUGGCAGUAAUGAAUAUGAUCUUCAAGGAUGAUCGCUCAGGGUUGGCAGAGCUCAAGCUAGGUGGCGCCAUCUAUGUGUUGGGCGUGGUGUUCUUCAAGCUGGAUGGGCGUGUACCACUUGCACAUGCCAUCUGGCACCUCUUUGUGGUGCUGGCCGCUUUCAUCCACUACUAUGCAGUCCUCACAUACCUCAUUCUGCCCCAGGCUGGCAUGGAGGAAGCCGAGGCCUGGACACAGGGUGAGGGUCAGUGUGAUGCAUCAGCCUCGCAUGAGUGUCCAGCACUCUAGGGACAUCAGAGUCAGGUUUACUACACUGCUAUCUUGUGGCCAAAUUGUUAAGUAUUAAUCCUCAGGUAAAGCCCCAGAGUAGUGCCAGCCAAGAUGUCUGGCCCAUGAUUGGCAGAACUACAGCAAGUCUGUAACAGUAACAAUGGAACCAAGUCAGUGCCAUAUCAAGUGGCAGUUUAUCAGCAGUUUUACUUGUUAUGGUCUUGGGAUCUGGUUUGGCAUUAUCAUGAUGGUAUUGGUAAUAUGGAGUUUUUGUACCCCAGGCUGUAUGUUGCCCUUCAACUUUUUCUUACAAAGCUGUGUGUGUUGUGUAAUGGAGAACAUGACACUAGGAAGUUUGUAAGAUUUUUUACGAAAGGAGAGAUAUUUUUUUAAGAAUAAAAUUGCUUGGGUAGGUAGAGUAGCCAGUACAAAGAAUGGUAAUGAUGCAGAACAGUCUUAUAGAACUAGUAGAGCAUUGGGGACAAGAAGAUUUUUGAGGAUGACCAUCUCACAGUUAUGGGAAGGUGAAGUAUUGUAGCAGGCAGGCAACAGCUUUAUUUGAUAAUGUAAAUUGGCCAUAGCAGCAUGUAGAAAUGAACAGCAGUAUACCUGGACAGUAAGGUAUUUUUAUCAGUAUUUAUUGACUGUAUUGAUUGCAUGUAAAAGAAAUGAGGUCAAAGUGCUGACAUUCAAGUCAGACAUUGAGGAUAUUGUAGCAGGUAGCUACUAUGUUCAGUACUUGGGUCUGUCCAAGCUACCACUGGAACUUAUCCUCACUUGUUUGUAUUAUUAUUGUGUUCAUGAUUAGUGGAAACAGUCAACACACUAAAAAUGACUGUUUGAAUGUGAAUUGAUUGAUAUUUUAUUGAGUAAUAUAAUCUGUUAAACAGUGGUGUUACAAGGAUAAUUUGUGGCUGUUAUGAGAUGGCAGUGCAUUGCUGUUUUCAGGAACUUUCAAUAUAUUAACAUCUUGCUUCAGAUGAGAAGUUUUGUGUUUACUGAAUAAUGUGAGAGCAGCAUUUGCUGUGGGAAUAAUGCAGAUAUCAGAAAUAAGCUAAGCUAAACUUAACUGUGUACCUCAGUUUUAUCCUUGUGCAUGAUUUAUUAAUCUACCCUCUUGACCAGGUUGUUGGUAUGUACGUACAAACCACUGCACACCCAUCGUAAUAACACCCUCAGAUUUAUUUAUUGAGACAAUCACCCAGUGAGAUAUCUUCUUCAGGAAUUUUAGUCUUGGUGUUUGAGAUGAAGACACCAGACACCCCACAAUGUUGUGAUGCAUUUUUAGUAUUAGAGAGCAGACCCAGUCAAAGGCUGCCUCAUGCUCAUAGAGCAUGACUUGUUAAUUCUCCCACAUCAGUUGUAGCUUCAUCUGGGAAUGGAGGUUAUUGGAGAGUGACAGAGUCUGUAUUUUUGUAUUUCACAACUUGACUUGAGAAUUCAAAGUUCACUUUGUACUGUACACUGAACCAGUGUACUCUUGCCAAGACUUUGUGAUAACAAUUUGUCACAUUUAAGGAAGAAUACUUGUCACAAAUUACAAUGUCAUGAAAGAACUAUUUAAGCUUGCCUUUAAGGAUUCUUCUAUGCUUGCAUAGGCAAGGUGAAAAUACAAACAAGGAAAAGACAUUUUGGAAGAAAAAACAAAUUUGCUCUUAAAAUUCUAGAAUAAUGCAGGAAAGACUUUUGGGCAUUGUCUGAGCACUGCCCCUAAAACAUGAUAAGAAACUAACUGUUCAUAUGGAGUUUUUCAGCACAAUUUAAGUCCAUAAACUACAAUGAUGCCAUCUACAAAUAUGUACUAGGAUAAAUCAAAUACCAAAUUAGGUAGAAAAUUUACUGAGAGCAGUCUUGUCAGAUGACAAAGAUUUGAUAAUUGAAUACCAUAAGCUUCCUGGAUAUCACAGGAAUUAAUCCUCAGAGAAAAGUUUAAGGAACCCAGAGAUCACCUUUAGGCAGGGACUUUCAAAAUCAGUGGCAGUUUGGACCCAGAAAACUGUGUGAUUCUUACAAAUUAUUAAUUUCAAAUCAUUAUUAGUAGUAAAUGUGACAUAUAUGUAAUGGUGCUUGGAGAAGACUGGCUCUUAGUUAUUCUUCAUUUCCUAAAUUACUUACUCUUUGUACUAAGAGGCUCAUAAUUGAAGAUUUAAAAACUUCUUACCAUUCCCUUGAUCCAGAGCUAGUAAUAAUGUGAAGGUUUGAGCAAUUACCAUGAACAUUUUUAUGUUUGUGAUCAUAUCACAAGGCAAGGCAUAGAUAAUUAAGUGCAAGUUGGAUGCAGGAAGACAGCCUCCACUGAAGUGGAAAGAUAAAGAGUGCAUCACUAUGAGAGGGAGCAUGGAAAAAGGAGACUGAAAGGACUAUAGCACACAAGAGUUUACAUAGAUAGAGAAACUUAUCAUGUCCAUUCUCUUUUGGAAGUCAGUAAAUAGAUGCCACAUGAGAAAGUGCAUUAUAUUCCCAUCUGUUUUCUUUUCCAUUAGCUACUUUUAUUAGGGAGAGGCUGUGUCAAGCUAAGUAACAUCCUGCUAUUGUUGGGAUACUGGCUAUAGCUAGUGCCCUUAAGAUGCCCCUACAAGGCAGUACCUCAGUGUGGUGGUGGUUACAUGCUGAGUCUUGGCAAAUCAUCACCUUACAUAAAUUUUUGUUAGUAAUAUUAACUCAUCAUCAUUGCUCCACCACAACACUGAGUAGAACAGGAGUUCAUUGGUUCUUAAGCAGAUUGUUGCACUGUGCCUCAAAUUUCAAACAUUUUACAGCCUGUAGACACAGAGGGCUCAGUAAACAAGCAGCAGGCUGGAGGUGAACCACAUCUCCUGAGGAAACACAAUAGUCUGUUAGUUCUGCUGGAGUUAGCCAGCAGCAGUAGUAGCAUGUGCCACAAUGCCAUUCCUUAGUCUCCUCACUGCCAGUUUGACAAACAGCCUUUGUCACCAUUGUCUUGUAGCUCAGCAUUGUGUUGUGUUGUGUUGUGCAGGCAACUUGGAUGACAUGAGACAACCAUGCCUGUGAUGAUCACCUGAACUGGUCAUAGAGUUGUUCCAUUUGUUGUUAUUCUUGUUAAUGUUGAUUAAGAAUAUAAGACAACAUAAUCCAUGCUAUAGUUUACCAUUCAACUCAGACUAGUGUGAGGAGUUAAGUCAGACAUCAUCCAAAGUGUACUCUAAUACAAAACAGAUCAUUCAUCGUGUGUCUAUCACAGCAAGGAUUCAUAUCCUGCUAUACUCUUAUAUGGCGGAUAUGGUUCCAAAAAAUCCACCAUUUACAUGAGGGACAGAGGGCAAGAAUGUGUGUGCUCCUUAUCGAACAAACAAAAAGGAGGCCUCUCUCUUUAACUGCCACUCUCACCCAGGUUAGCUCUCAUCAUACUCCUCUAUGUUUAUUGUAAGAAAUUUCUCAAAUAUUUGUUGCUCUCUGUUGUCAAAAUACUCUACAGGUGCUUUGCACUUAGUGGAGUAGAUCUACAGUUGUACAUGUAUGUGGCUAACAUGUUUGUUAUUGAGUGUAGCUGAUGAUCUGAAAGAACAUGUAAAUAUAGAUUAUGUGAUAGUGUCUGGUGAAAAUGAAAUGUUCAGAGUUUUGGUGUGUUUGUGAAUGUUAUUUAUUGUGUGACUGAUGACUUACUCUGAUAACUUUGCAAUAGGACAGUGCACAGGAGACUUAUUUAUUAAAUACAAUGGAAAAGUUGCUAAAUUGUGAUUUUCAGUGGUUGUACAUUAAUACUAAAAUACAAGAAAUUUAGGAACAUGGUUCUCUACUAAUUGCCAAAUUCACUAUUUCAUAAUUGUAUACCUUCUCUCUCUUGGGAAGCAAAGUAAUGCCCUGUGUGUGUGUGUGUGUGUGUGUUAUACUCCAGGGGUGGAAAGUUAUAGUAAGCCAGCAAAAUUUCAAGCUAUGCAUCACUGAAAAUGUUGCAAUUUUUCUUUUAGUACAACCAAUAGUAAAAAAGAUAGAAAAGACAAAUAAGGGCCAGAGAUUAAGAUGGGAUACCAAUCAUCAUUAAAACUGAAAGUCAUAAUAUGGUCUAUGGUCAUGUGUUUUUUAGUUCACUUUUUAAAAUUGAUGAGCAGCUCUCCUGCCUCAUUUUGUUGAUUAUUAAUGGCCAUGAAAAUAUAAAUGACAGCAUUUGUUAGAGAAACUAUUGAAGCUAUACUGUUUAUAUAUUAUGCUACAAUCGGUUUUGUAUUCUGAACAUACAAAUUGGAAAGGAGAGAGAGAGAAAGAGACAGGUUGGGAAUCCCUUCACUCUGCAUUCACACAUGCCAUGAUAUUAAGAACCAUUAGCUCAUGAUCAAGGAAGUUUGUUUCCUAAGCACUCAUCUUUUUCAUAUACUAUACUAUUUUUUAAGUUUUAUGGUAUUGCCAUCUUCCCCACCAGCUACAGUAUUGUAUAAGGAUGUAGGGAUCAUAUUUGUUAUAUUAGACUCAUCAAGUUCAUGUUAUUAACCAUUCAUGUCAAGAAAGUAAUUCUUUCUGCAAAAUCUUAGGUGUCUGUAUUGUAUGGUGCCGUAGGAAGCAACUUAACCCAUGGUUUAUGGUUUAGUCCUCCAUUCUCUUCUCAUGACUGUGCCAAACUUUAAUGUAUCGUCAUACUUAAAGCCUUUUAUUUUUUCAUAUCUAAUUAGUCUACAUCACAAGUUAGCAUAUUUACUAUGCAUCCUUUUUUGUAAGGCUUAGAUUGGUCCUCCUCUUAUUUUUGUGGAGGUUUGGUUUAUCAGCCCUAACUCUUGGUGGCACAGGCAGAUUUUUAGUCUGCAGAGGCUGAUGCCACUCCCAAGAUGCAGUUCUGAUCAAAGAUGAGAAUCGUAGGAUGCAUGAAGUAUUCUCCAUCCAGUCAACAAUAGCUGGAAAAUGUGGCCAGCUUCAAACAGAACUGAUCCUGAGUCCUUGAGAUCUGUGUAGAUUCCUCUGGGUCGUUAAUUUAGAGAAUCAUCAUGGAGAUGGUGAAAGCCAAGACUCAGUUCCAGCAAGUUUGAUCAUGUAUGGCUUGUAACAAACUGGGGCACACAACAAGUUUCUAUGAACAGUUGCCUUCAGUAGUGACAAAAUAUACAUUUUCCUAUGGAUGACCAAACAGUAGGUCUUAGAGGGAAAUCAGUAGUGCAAACAAUAUUUCUUCCUGCCACUUUGAUGUGUUCUCUUAAUAAGAAAAAUGCAAUCUAAGCCUCACCAGUUAACAUUUUCGGUAAUGUUUAGAACAGCCAUUAAUAAUUCAAACCAUUUCAACCUACAUUAAUAUCUAUAUAAAUGACAUCUCAUGAUUUAUGUACAUGUGAAUUUCUGAGAUAAUUCACAAGACAGGCAAUGUACAGGGUUAAUGAGGGUUCUUCCCUGCCCUUAUAUUAUAGGGAAAGAAGUGAUGAUAUGAUGACUUGGGGACAUGUAGAACUACAUGCCAGUACAGUGGAUGUCCCAGACGACAUGAGUGCACCCCUUGAGACUUGCCAAUACUAACUGAAAUGUCUUGCUGGGCUGGAGGUGAGAGAGAAAGGCAAGCUGACAGACAGAAAUGAGUAUGGUCCUAGGAGUGGUGGGAGAGGGCACUAGCAUAGCAGGUAGAGAGAUAGGCAGCAACAGCACCAUACACACACUUAUAUCAUGUUGCCAAACUCUAGCAUCAUUAACAGUGACGUGUUCAGAAAGUGUUCCCUUGUCUGUGCUCUUCCUCGCAGUUGUGUGUUUGUCUUAGAAACCUUUGUACUAGUGUAACACCAGCAGUGACUCAGUGUGUCAUACUAGGGCCUCUUUAGGAUUCAGUGAGCUGAUCCUUUCUAGAGUGAAGUAGAUAAUGAUAAAAAUGGUGAUAAAGAAUUUAUGUAAUGUGUACCUUCUAAUACUACUCCAAAUGUCUGUGGUUGUACUUUUUAAUAUUGUAUUUGUCUAUGUUUCAAAUAAAUACCUGAAAUUUAA